AUGGAGGCAACCUUUACUCUAACGCUCAUAGAAGCUGUGUUGAUUUUGCUGGCUAUAGCAAUUUCUAAAGCUAUCACAUUAAUCUCUCCACUUGAUCCUAGUCGUAAAAAUGCUGUUGAUUCGAUUCCCUCGAUUUCUUCUCCUUCUCAAAUCAUUGAUGCUCCUCCUCCUGCAAUCAAGUAUGAAGUGUUUCUUAGCUUUAGAGGGGAAGACACUCGUGACACUUUCUCAAGUUAUCUCUAUGAGGCACUUCGCCAAGCAGGCAUUCAUAUUUUUAUGGAUCACAAGCUCGACAAAGGAGACCAUAUCUCACCAAUCCUUCUUAAAACAAUAGAGGAAUCAGAGAUAUCUUUGAUCAUUUUCUCUGAAGAUUAUGCAUCUUCAACAUGGUGUAUGGAUGAACUCGUUCAUAUUAUGAAAUGUAAGGAUAAGUACGGAAGGUUUGUUGUCCCAAUUUUCUACAAUGUAGAUCCAUCAAAUAUUCGGAAACAGGAUGGGAGAUUUGGAGAUGGAUUUGCUAAGCUCAUGCAGAGAUCUAAGCACGACCAAAACAGAGUACAGGAGUGGGAAAAUGCUUUGAUCAAAUCAGCAAGUCUAUCUGGGUGGGAUUCAAAGAAUUUCAGGCCUGAACCCGAACUUGUCAAAAAGAUUGUCAAAGAUGUUUUGAGCAAACUGAAUCGCAAGUCAUCCUUUCAUGUGGAUGGAUUAGUUGGGAUUGAUCAUCAGAUACAGAAAGUUGAAGAGCUGCUAGGUGAAGCUCGCAUUGUGGGAAUAUGGGGUAUGGGUGGUAUAGGCAAGACCACUCUUGCUAGAGCUGUCUUUGAGAGGUUGACAGUUGAUUUUGAAGCUUUCCACUUUGUUGAAGAUGUCAGACAAAAGCUGGCAAAGAAUAGAUCGAAAUGUCUCAAAGAAUGCCUCAAAAAGUUAUUAGAUGACGACGAUAUUAACCCUUACAAUUAA
Messenger RNA from Neltuma alba, 960 nucleotides. RefSeq names its product TMV resistance protein N. The transcript is spliced from 3 exons. The record is from RefSeq and is a predicted model, not a curated record. NCBI's taxonomy places the organism in Eukaryota, Viridiplantae, Streptophyta, Magnoliopsida, Fabales, Fabaceae. Bases 1 to 960 code for a protein of 319 amino acids. Gene Ontology annotation, biological process: defense response; signal transduction. Gene Ontology annotation, molecular function: ADP binding.